Molecule: messenger RNA, 1774 nt
Organism: Paramecium octaurelia
Lineage: Eukaryota; Ciliophora; Oligohymenophorea; Peniculida; Parameciidae
Source: the annotation of a GenBank genome assembly
AUGAAAUUUAUAAAAAAAUUUGAUCCUAGCCAUAGAAAAUCUAUAGAUUAAGUCCAUUUGUGAGAGGAUGUGUUUUUUAAGAUGCCAAUAAUGCCAUAUAAAUUUUACAUCUUAAGCAACAGUACUAUUCGUUUGAUUGGUGUUCUAUUCAUCAUUUCUCUGUAUUUCUAAAUUAGAUCAAAUAUUUGAGCAAAUGUCUAUCAAAAGUGUAUUUAUUCAUAAGGAUGUUAGGUUAAUCCACACAAGUUAUGACAGAUUUAGCUACACUUGAAAGGGACUAUGAGGAAUUCGAAAACAAGAGAACUAGAAGAAAUAGGGGAAACCAGUCAGAUUAAAUUGAUUUACUAUAUCAAAAUCCUUACAUAAAUUAAAGAAUUUUUUUAUUUAAAUGAGAGAAAUCAUUUCAUUUCAUUUUGGAUAAUCUGGAGCCCAACUAGCAAGUCCAAUUUGGGAGCUAUAUUGUUUAGAACAUGGUAUCAAUUUGGAUGGAUCAGUUUCAAAUACUUCUGAAAUUUAAGAGAAUGACACAAAUCGAAAAAUAUUAUUUUCUGAAACUCAAAAUAGUGGUUAUGUACCAUUAGCUUAUAUAGCUGAUGAUGAUGAUUAAAGUAUUGAUCAAAUUAAAGAUGGUUAACUUAAAAAAUUGUUUUCAACUAAAUUUUUAUAAGAAUUUAAAGGAGAUUCAGGAAGUAUUUGGGCUUCAAGUUAUAAAAAUGCUCAAGCUUCAGAAAUUUUUAGAAAUCAAAUUCAAUAAUUAUUAGAUAAAUGUGAUUCAUUAUAAGGCAUCAUGAUAUAUCAUUCUGUUAGUGGUGGUUUUGGGGGAAGCUAUGCAUCCUAUUUAUUAAAUGAGUUCGAGGAUGACUUUUCCAAGGUAAUAAAAUCAACCGUUUCUUUGCUUUCAUCAGAUUAGAGUUCAACAUCAACAAUUGUGGAGCCAUAUAACUCAGUUUUCACUAUAAAUUAAUUAAAGUAAUACUCUAAUUUUAACAUAUUUAUUGAUAACUCAGCACUCUCUCAGGUAUGUGAGCGAUAAUUGGAUAUUGAUUGGGCUAAUUUUGGCAUUUUAAAUAAAAUGAUUGCUUAGAUGAUAGCAUCCAUUACAUCUACAUAAAGACUUAAUUCUGAAAAUUUCGUAGAUCUAUAAGACAUGUAUUAAAAUCUUGUUACACUACCAGAAUUGCAAUUUUUACACACGUCUUAUGCUCCUUUUAUUCAAAGAGACAAAUAAAAUUCAUAAAGUUUUAAUUUACUUUAAAUCUCUUAAGCCCUGUUUAAUGAAGCAGGGUCAUUUAUUAAAUUUACUCCUAGUCCAUCGUAAUAUUUUGGAGUGAAUUUAUUUUAUCGAGGAGAUUGUUCUUACUCAGAUCUACAAGGCACUAUAAAUGAACUUAAGAAUUCUAGAUGCAUUAAUUUCGCAGAUUGGGUACCAAUCAAUUAUCAAGUUGCUUUGAGUUCUAAAAGCACAAUUCAAUUCCAUAAUACCGAACUAGGAAGAGUAAAUAAAACUGCUAGUUUAGUGGCUAAUUCAACACGUAUAUUAAAUCCCUUAAAGAAUAUUUAAUCAAGAUUUAAGAAUUUGUAUCAAAAGAAGUGCUUUAUUCAUUGGUUUUUAAAGAAUUCUUAGAUGGAGGAGUCAUAAUUUGUAAAUGGUUUAGACUUCUUUUCAUCCUUAAUAUCAAAUUAUGAAUAAUCAAUCUCACAAUAUAUAAAUCAAGAAAAAUAAAAUGUAGAAGAUGAAUCUUCAAUCGAGGAUGUUGAGGAGAUAAAUAAAUGA